AUGAAAUCAUCAGCAGUUACUCUCCUGCUCAUCGGGAUCUGCUUCCUGGCCCUGGUAAACAAGUCCAACGCUGUAUGUUGUGUCACCAAGGAAGAGCUGACCUAUAAGAUGAGCAAGGGAGAGUGUAAGGAUGUCGGAGGAUAUGGAAACAAUCCCCAAAGGUGUACAGUCCUGAUCUGCGCCGAUGGGAUGGCCCAGGUGGGCAUGUUUUGUGGCCGAUCAUCGUGCAACCUCUUCGGCUGCAGCUGCGAUGGAGGAUGCUUGGAGGGCAACUGGAGCCAGAGCUUUGUCUAUAAACACAGUUAUUACGGAAUUGAAAUAAUUAAUGUUAAAAGAUAUCUUUGA
This is a messenger RNA of Drosophila eugracilis, 345 nucleotides long. Its product is annotated as protein Diedel-like. The record is from RefSeq and is a predicted model, not a curated record. Lineage: Eukaryota; Metazoa; Arthropoda; Insecta; Diptera; Drosophilidae. The transcript has a single exon. Bases 1 to 345 code for a protein of 114 amino acids.